AUGGCGGACGGAGUGACGCAACUUUGUGAACUCUGCAACAGAUUGCGAUUAUCAUUGUUUACAUCCUCGAAAUUGAGAAAUAUGCCUCCUGUGUUUCAUUUGAUUCUUGCAAGCCUUACGGGAGUUGCUGUGGCGCUGAUCGCGACUUACAUUCCCUCAAUAUGGAGGCCGUGGUUUUGGCGUCCAUCACUCGAAUCAUACGCACCUGGUUUCAAUCUUGUCUUAGCACCACAAACCGCUUUAGUGGAGAAAAGUGAGUUUAUCUCUAAUCUUUAUGGUGUGUUAUUGAAUUUAAUUUAUUGCUUGUAGUCCGUAGGAAGGUGUAGAUGUAGGCACUCCUGCAAGAAAUUAUACGCAUUACUGCUGAGUGUGAUCCGAAUUUGACAUAUGUUUUCGCUCGAAUCUGAGAUCAACUUCCUGUUUGUAACGGUUGAUCUUUUAUCUUGGAUCGAGAUUUUCCUCUGACUUCUGAGGUCUAUAUAGUAGCACGAAGAAGAUAUAUCUUUUAGGGCUUAGAGGUAAACUCCUGUAACUUAUUUUACGUUGUUCCUCGGUUUUUUCCCUGACGUUAUCCAUGAUUCAGUGAUGUAAAUAAAUCACUACAAGCCUUUUCCGAAGCGUAAUGAAUUUGAUGGUCGUAGAUCCACUUCCUUUACACCAAGAGUGAUGCAAGUCAUUUUAUUAACGGUUUCAAUCAUGAGAUCAAGAUUUGUGGGAGAGGUUAAAUAGUACGCGAAAUCAAGGGUGUUUUACUUCAUCAAGGGAAGUGUAUGAUAAACAGAUGGUAACAUAGUUAACACUGUGGUCUCAGUAUCAAGAGGCAUCAGUUUUCCAAUGUUACAUACAACUGGGUAUUUGAGUGUCUUGUUUGAAAGCCGAUUAAACCAAAUAUGAGGUCAACUGCACACUGAAACACCACACUUUGCCAUGACAGUUAAUCUCAAUUAGUCCUGGUCAUGCCACCAGAUUCUUAGUUGAGAAAGACAGAAAUUUAUAUUUUACUAAGGAAAAAACAUCUGAGAAUCUGAUUGAUCAAUCCCCUCUUCUGGCAAAUGUGUAUAUUCUUGUUGAUAAGUGUUGAGAAUUUUGUAUCUUACCAAGCUCUCAUAUCAACACUCUUUUGCUGAUAAGUAAGUCAAUUGUCAUCUCCUGUUUACUAGACAUUGUAUUGGUAUUUUAGGGAGGAGUAACUUGCUGAUCACUCCUGCAACUAAGAACUAUGUUCAAACAUUGAGAAAAAAUCAAAAUCAAAACUCCCAAUUGUAAUAGGGUUACAUUACAUAGAGCUAAAUUGUAUUCAGCAUGAUUUCUUGCGUGACUGGGUGUAACGUGGAAAGUGGUAGGGUCAGGGGAUGGGAAUUUGUACCACCUCCUGGUCAGAAGCCAAAUCCUUGCAAUGGGAGGUUCCUGUGAUACUACCUAAUCUGAAGGUAUUUGAAAAUUAUUUGUCUUAAAAUACAUAUGUUGAUUAUCUUAGUUGGGGCCUGAGGGAGAUAUAAAUAUCUGUGUUUUUUAAUCAAAGUUUGCACACCCCUCCAAUCAUAAAUUCCUGGCUCCACCCUGAAAAGGUUUCACUGCUUGUUGUAUGCUACUAGUAAGCUGUAAAUCUAAAACUGUUUUCUUCUACAGCUCCUUUGCAAGGGGAGGCCCUUCAUGCUCUUAAACUUGCUUUAGAAAUGAAUGGUGAAAGAAAAAGAGACAAAGCCUUGAAACUUUUCAAACAAGCUGAGGCAUUAUCACCUCAUCACCCUGAGAUUCUUCUACAUUAUGGGGAAUUUCUUGAAGAAGAUGAUGUUAUUCAUGCUGAGCAUCUUUAUACAAGAGCUCUAGCUGUUAGUCCUGAAAACUCCAGGGCAAUGGCAAACAGAGGAAGGACAUUACCCAAGGUACGACAGCUUGAUCAGGAAAUGCUUGAUAAGAUUGAUAAGAAAAGAGAUGAACUCUUCCGUGUUCCAAAAGGAAGCCUAGCUAUGAAAAGAGCUGUUACUGAGGCUUACUACAAACAUAUAUAUCACUCAAAUGCCAUUGAAGGUAACACAAUGACAUUAUCAAUGACAAGAGCAAUUGUGGAAACAAGAAUGGCAGUGCCUGGAAAGAGUAUAUUAGAGCACAAUGAAGUCUUAGGGCUUGACGAAGCAAUGAAAUUUGUCAAUGGGUCCCUACUCCAAAAACAAGAAAAAAUUACAUUAGAUGACGUUGUUGAAAUACACCGCCGGGUUUUGGGACAUGCUCACCCUUUGGAAGCUGGUAGAUUCAGAACCACACAGGUAUUUGUAGGGAAUCAUGUUCCCCCCAGCCCAAUGGAGAUUGAAAGACAUGUGAAUGAAUUUAAUGAAUGGCUUAUGUCCAGAGAACCUGAAAUGCUUCAUCCCAUAGAAUUUGCAGCUCUUGCGCAUUACAAACUUGUCUACAUUCAUCCAUUUACAGAUGGCAAUGGAAGAACUAGCAGACUGUUAAUGAAUUCCAUUUUGAUGCGAGCAGGGUUCCCCCCAGUUAUUAUUAGAUUUCAAGACAGAUACAAAUAUUAUGAAUACUUAGAUAUGGCCAAUCAUGGUGAUGUUAGACCUUUUAUAAGAUUUGUGGCCAGGUGUACAGAAAGAACCAUUGAUGAGUAUCUGUCGGUAACAACUAUUUAUCCAGUGGGUCAUGAGAAGCAUCCAGAGUUGACUGAUGCCCAUGACAUAAAUAGUGAAGAUACAUUUAAUGUGGAUAAAAAUUCACAAUAA
Pocillopora meandrina is the source of this 2726-nucleotide messenger RNA. The record is from the annotation of a GenBank genome assembly. NCBI's taxonomy places the organism in Eukaryota, Metazoa, Cnidaria, Anthozoa, Scleractinia, Pocilloporidae.